Molecule: messenger RNA, 6588 nt
Organism: Marmota monax (woodchuck)
Lineage: Eukaryota; Metazoa; Chordata; Mammalia; Rodentia; Sciuridae
Product: leucine-rich repeat-containing protein 37A
Exons: 9
Coding region: 2584-6228 (1214 amino acids)
Source: RefSeq, a predicted model, not a curated record
GAACUGAAGGCUUUGGACUAAGCAAACAAGAUACGAAUGUCCACAAUGGCAAUGUGCCAACUGGCAGAGUCCCUGGGCUUUUCUUUUCUACUCUUUUUAAAUCUUCACCAUGAUGGUUCCAUUGUGAUAUAUUUAACAACUCCUCCUUAAAAAGCCAUGGGCUACAUUUUUGUAUUGUAUCAACGUAUGCCCUGAUUGUUCUUGAUUUUACUGAGAUGCCUCCUUCCUCUAACAAUUUACUUAACACUCUUUCAGUUUGUUUUUUACUAAUUUCUGAUCCCGUAUUUCUACUAUAAUACAACCCAACAAGAUAACGCCAAACAAAACCGAGACAGAAUGAAAUAAAAAGGGAACAACAAAAAGUCAUUAUAGCCUUUCUAUCCUCCUGACAUGUGCAUCCGUCCUUUCUCCUUAUCUGUUCCUCAGACGUAAAUAGUUUUUCCUCAGAUGUGAGCGGUUUUUCUUCCGUCUCACUCAUCUCCAGGGACAGGCAACUUAAAACAAAAGUGAAGCAAAAUAAAAGAGGAAUCUUAAAAUGGCUACCCAUCCUCUCGCCCUGCCCUCAGGGGCGAGCAGUUUCACUUACCCUCAGUCGCUCCCCGUGCGAGCCACCAAAUGCUGCAGUCUGGCUGGGCACAAUCAGGAGCCACUUGUCAAAAGAAACUAACUUUAUUUUUAGAACCACACAUGCCAAACAAAACAGCCUCUCAGGAAAAACCCUCAGAGCCUCAACUGCCACCACCGGCUUUCCACAAGCCUCCCUCUCCCACACAAGCUUCUCUCCACCUCCCACAAUCCUCCUGCUCUUGAGGCCGAUUGGCUGGGUCACGUGGGCGGAGCCAAAAAAGUCCCCCAAUGAGCAGCUCCGUGGUCUGAAAGGGCAGGGGAACAGCCCAAUGAGCAUCACCGCAGAGGAGCCAAUCGGCUAGAUGUUGCUGGGGCCGCUGUGAGCCAAUCAUCAGCCAGCAGCUGGAAGUUUGCUGGCAGCUGGAAGUUUGCUGGGGCCCCUUUGGCUGUGGCUCUCAACAGCAUCUGACCCUGGAAAUUGCCCUGCUUCACAAUCGUCGGUUUCAGGUCAACUGAGGAGUCUUGCCAAAGGCACCUGGAGAAUCACAACCCCCUAGUGCCAUCUCCAACUGCUCCCUGCCGGCCCAGUGGGUAACAGACCCUGGGGUAUGUCGGCUACCCCACUGGAGCACAGGGAGGUCUCCUGGUGCUGAGGGAUCAAUAUGUGGUGGAAUCAGGACCAAAGAGACGAUGGUUCAAAUUCCAGCUCUACUAAGAGUAAAGGGGGUAUUUAACAUCCACAUCAGUAUAUGAGGGUUACUCCUUGAAUGACUGUAAGUGCCAUGCUUUUUAGCCAUCUUUCUUUGUCUCCUGUUCUUCUUUUCAAAGCCAGGAAGCUUUUCCCAGCAUUUCACACUCCUGCAAAAAUUAUUAAUUGAACACUUAUUAUAUAUCAAGAACUGUUUCAGAGUCUAGGGAUACAAACAAAUCCGCUUCCCUACACACACACACACACACACACACACACACACACACCACAGUAUUACAUCUGGUAGCGAUAAAUGCAUGAAGAAGAAUAAAGUAGUAGGGUGUGUGACAGGUGACACUGACUGUUCUGGAUGGAGAACUUAAGGAAAGACUCUCUGAGGAAGUGACAUUGAGCAGUGCUUAAUGAAAUGGAAAAUCUGAUCAACCAAAUGCCAGAGGAAGACAAUUCCAGACACAGGAAAUGGCUGGUGCAAAGGUUUCAUGUCUCUGUGUGGCAGGGACAUCUCCCUUUUGGUCUGGAAUUUGUGCAACUGUCUUGCAACACUUUCUCUUUUUUACAUUGCUUUGUGGUUUUUAAGGUACAUAUUAUCAUUCUUAUACUAAAAUUUCCUUGAAAGCAACAUCUAUAGUUGACCCAGUUAAUUUCCCUUGUUAGGCUUUGCAUAUUUCCUGACACACAGUAGAUACUCAAGAAAUCAGAAAGCAUGGGUGGAUGGUAGGGUAAUGAAUGGCUGGUUAUAUUGAUUGGUGGCUGGAGGGACCAAAGAAUAAGAUGAGAUGCCCAUGAUCAUUUCCAGCCCUCCAGUUCCAUCUAGCCUCCCAGAUCUUGUUCCUUUCCUCUGAAUCCUUAUCCUCCUUUCUAUGCCAUCUCUCUCGCACUCAGCUAGGUCCUCCCUAAAUCCUGAUUCUCUUCUCCCCAUCAUAAGGGAUUUGCCUGGCUUUUGUGGAAAGCAAGUUCAACGUCUCAAAGAUAAAUGAAAAUGCAGAUGGCAGCACUGACUAUGGCAUCUUCCAGAUCAACAGCCACUACUGGUGCAACAAUUAUCAGAGUCACUCAGAAAACUAUUGCCACGUGGACUGUGAAGGUCACUUGCUUCUCUUGGAAGCAGUAUAGCCAAGGGGAGGAAGAAUAUCUCUGGGAUUUCAGCCUGGAAGAGGAAGAAUUCAGGCCGCCAGAACUGGACUAGCACUACUGAAUAUCCCCAGAGGCUCAGUCCUGUGACUUCCUUGGGAAUCUCUGCCGCCCCCCACCCAAUGGGCUGCUAGAGUCCUGGUGCCACCCACAUCUAGGGCCCAGAUCCUGCUUCGAUGGUUUCACCUGGAGAGCCGGCCCCAGAGGUGGAUCAGUUUGCUGUUCAAGAUCAGUUUGCUGCAUCAAGACAAACUAAUUCCGAAAGAGAGGCUCCCAGAAUUGGUUCCAAUGCUCGACUCAAAAGUAAGCUUCAUACUGUCAAUCUGGAUCAGUCUACAGAUCACCAGUCAUUUGAAGUACUUGUUCCACCUCUAGAUAGUCAGAGUGCAAAAGCAGCAAAGUUUAUUGUUUCACCACUGAAUCUGAAGAAGGAUGUAGCUCAGCAUCCGAGAUUUGCUAAAGUUGUUGGUGGAACUCCAAAGCAAUUUGCAAAACUUCAGCUUCAGAACAACUUGCAGGAUGAUUAUGUGUAUCCAAGUACAGAUGUAGCUUCUUCUGGCAACCUACCUCCGGAAUCCCAGGAGAACUCAGAGGAGUCUCCAGAAACUCCUGACCAGGUUGAACCUUCUGUGGAGGCCCAAGAGACUCCUGAGGAGCUCCAGUCCUCUUCGUCCCAGCAAGAAGUUCCUGAGGACCAGGAGGCUCUAGGAGGUGAAGCAUCAAUGCAUCAUAAGCUUUCAUCUCUAAGAAGUGACACUCAGCCGGUUGUCACAAGUAAACCUGCAGAUCUCGUUACCGUAACUCCGCAGGCAGAUAAAGAGAUUCACCUUCCUUCAGGCCAGGAGCAGGCCCCAACCCAGCCUUCAGAGGGUCUUGAAGUAGUAGAACCUUCAUCAACCCAACAAGAGGCUCCAGCUCAGACUUCAGAGCUCUCUGAACCCUCUUUAGCUGAGCAAGAGACUCCAGUUCAAGCUCCCAAGUCCCCUAUGGAGAAUAUAGCUGAAACUCUACCAACUCUACCUGUAGUUCCAUCUCUAGGUCAGGAUCAAGUUCAUUAUUAUAAUUUGCCCAGUGUUACAGGUAGGCCUGCAGAUGUGGAAAUUACCAUAACUUCGGAACCUACCAAGGAGGCCGAAUCUUCUCUAGCCCAGCAGGAGGCCCCAGUUCAGCCAGAGGCCCCAGUUCAGCCAGAGGCCCCAGUUCAGGAGGCCCCAGUUCAGGAAGCCCCAGUUCAGCCAGAGGCCCCAGUUCAGGAGGCCCCAGUUCAGGAGGCUCCAGUUCAGGAGGCUCCAGUUCAGGAGGCCCCAGUUCAGGAGGCCCCAGUUCAGCCUCCAGAGUAUGCGGAGGAGGUAGAACCUUCUCUAACCCAGCAAGAGACCCCAGCUCAGCCUCCGGGCCCUCCUGUGGAGACUGAACCUUCUCUCAGUGAGCAAGAGACCCCAACUGAGCCUUCUGAGUCUCCUGGGGAGGACCAGUCUUCUGAAAGCCAGCUGGAAGUACCAGUGCAAUCUCUAGACUUGCCCAGUGUGACCGGUGAACCUGCAGAUGUACUAAUGACUAUAACACCUGAACCCACUACAGAGGUGGGAACUUCUAUGAUCAAUGGUGAGGCUAUAGUUCCUCCCUCAAUUCCAACUAAUGAGUCAGGACCUUCUGCAUCCCAGCCUGAAGCCCCAACUGUGCCUCCAGAGCUCCCUAACGAUGUAGGUCAAUCUCCAGAAGGUGAGGAUGUGACAGGUUCUUCUCUAGGUUCUGAUCAAGCUGAGUCUCCUACUCCAGAAUUGAAUAGUGAGGUUGAAACUUCAGCGCAACAGGAGACCCUAGAUGAGUCCUCAGUGUCCCCUGAGCAGUUGGAACCUCAGCCAAGCCCCCCUCUAGAGGAGGAACAACCUCCAAUUGAUCAAGAGGUCCCCAGUCAGCUUGAAGAGCUGCCUGAGGAAUCUUUAUCAAGUCAGCAGGAGAGCUCAUCUCUGCCCUCAACGCCCCCCGUGAGUGUUGAACUUCCACCAGUCCAGGAAACACUCCCAACUAAACCUCCAGAAUCCACAUUUGUCCCGACUAUUGCUUCCUUCAGUGAUUCCAUGUCAUUUUCACCUCAAGAUCUAGAAGUAAUGUUCAGAAGUGGGUCUUCAAAUUUGCCUAAAACCACAGUUCAACAUGUGGCUCUGAUAGUUACUGUACCUUCAGAAGCCACUAAAGAAGUUGAGCCAGUUUCCACCCAGCAAGUUACAUUUUAUCCAACCCAGUCGAAUGCCCCUUCCCAGUCUCCAGGAUUCCCUGAAAACUUUGGAUUUUCUUCAGCCCAACAAGCAACCACAACUCAGAUGGAAACUUCAACUGAGGUCCUAAGUCAGAAUCAAGCUCAGGAUUUAACAUCACCCAGUGUUACAUUUCAACCUUUGGACCUGGAACUCACCUCGACUCCAAAACCCACUAAACGUUCUAGGGCGAAGAAGAAGCCUGUAGCUCUUUCAUCGUUCCCUAUAGCUAUUGGAACGUUCUCUAUAUCUCUUCCAACGGUCCCCGUAUUUGUUUUUCCAACCAUGCAGAAAACCUCAACUUUGCUUCCAAAGUAUCAAGAAGGAAUGAUUCCAACACAAGAAACUUCAACUCAGCCACAGGUCCUAACUGAGAAUCAAGUUCAUUAUUCAACAGUACCCAGCCUCGCAUUUAAACCUGUGGAAGUGCAACUCCCCAUAACUCCAGAGCCCAAUGUGGGGGUUGAACAUCCUACAGCUUUUCCUCCAAAGCCCCAGGAUGUGGAACUCCCCAUAACUCCAGAGCCCAAUGUCAAGGUUGAACAUCCUACAGCUUUUCCUCCAAAGCCCCACGACGUGGAACUCCCCAUAACUCCAGAGCCCAAUGUGGGAGUUAAACAUUCUACAGCUUUUCCUCUAAAGCCCCAUGAGGUAACACUUCUACGUCCUCACCAGGGGACUACAAAUCCUCCUCCAAAACCCCCGGAGACAACAUUUCCACAUCUAGAUCUGGAAACUACAAAUCUUCCUCCAGAGCCCCCUGAUGUGACAUUUCCACGUCCAUACCAAAAGACUACAAAUCCUCAAAUCAACCACAAGGAAACUUCAGUCAUAGCUCAAUCUUUUGAAGUGGAAAUUACCAUAACUUCAAAACCCAACAUUGAUAUUGCGUCUUCUCAAACCUUGCCGGGGAAGCCAAUUCAGCUUCCAGAGCCAUAUAAAGAGAUUAUAGCGAAACCUCCUGUAUAUUAUGAGAUUACACUUCCAACAAUAAGUACAACUCCGGUGUCGGAGUCCUCUAGUGUUGGAGUUCAACCUCCAGACGUGACAAUUACCCUGACUCCACUACCCAGUGUGGCAACUGAAAGUUCUGCAACUCCUACAACUCUUUCAACAACUGAAACAACUUCACAGCAAACAAAUAUGACUGAAUUCACAGUUGCACAAGUGGAGCCAGACCAAACCACAACUCAUUUCCCCGAAAUUUAUGCCACAGAAAAGGAUGAAAAUGUCACCAAGAACACUAGUAUAUGUGAGCUCUGUACCUGCCAAGAUGAGACACUGUUGUGUGUUGGUCUCGCCCCAAUGCAGAAACUCCACCGAGUGCCUGUGCUAGAGCCCUACAGCUACAAUGGCACCUUCACAGUCUUGAAUUUCCAAGGAAAUGUUAUUUCUUACAUUGAAGAAAACAUAUGGAAAUCUUACCGUUGGGCUGAGAAACUAAUUCUCAGUGAAAAUUCCCUGACUGAAUUACACAAAGAUUCCUUUGAAGGCCUGCUAUCCCUCCAGUAUUUAUUUAUUCCCAUAAAACAGCAUCACAAGAUGAUGAAGAAAAGUCCUUAAGGAGCUGUUUCGGGUUUCUGUGUAGGAGAAGCUCAACGGAAAGUGAAAAUCAGGAGGGCUUUUUCUGGUAAAGGUGGCCACUUUGGCUUAGAGAUACGUACAGACCUCUCAAUGCCACACGUAAGAAAAACAUGGCACAGAAGCUACAUGACAAGGACUCCUCUGAUGAGGAUGAGAUUUUCAAUAAGGAUGCUAGGGAUGAAGCCCCAUCACAGACCUCUGCUCCUACUGAGGGCGGCGGAGAGUAAAUCUGUCUUGCCUCAAGCGACUGGCAAAUUUUAUUUUCUAAUAUUGGCUUCUCAUCAGUGCUUGUAAAAUACUUUUUUUUCUCAUAUUAAACGGUGCAAAAUUCACAACCAA